AUGUCUGACUCACAAGACACCACAGCAAACUGUUCUUCCUCUGAGAUCCAUGAAACGCGGGGAAAGAAACGGGAGCAUGAAGAGAGCGACGAAGAGGGGGAGGUGAAGGACACUGGGGGUCAGGAGCUGAAGCUCAGGCAAGAUGCCAAGAGAAGCCAGACCCAGCGAACCGGCCAGCCCAUAAGUUUCGCUGAGCCUGAGCCAGGGCUGGAGCUUGACGCAAACUACAUGGCGCAGAUGGAGCAGUACACGAUGAGGAGGCCUGGUCCUCCGCCCGGCGUGAUGCAGCAAGACAGCUCGAUGAAGGAGGUCGAGCCCUGCUAUGCGCCACCUGUCGACUACUCUAGAGAAGAUUUCCGCAGGGAGUUCAGAGGAGGAGGGGACCGCUUCAGAGGGUAUGGGAGACGAGGAGGUUUCAAUGGACGCAGGGGGCAUCAUGACUCCGGAGGCAUGCCGAUGCAUGGCUUCAUUCCCAAGGAGAUGGUCUCCAGUCCACGCGAUCACCCGGAUCACUUCAGACGGAACAGCCGAUCGCCGACGGGCUUCAGGAGGUUCGGCGCUGAAAGAGAUGAACGGCCGUACAUGGGCGAGGGAAGGCCCGGGCAAUAUCAUACCCCCUACCCAGGAAGGGACAUGUGGAGAGAGCAUGAGGGGUACAGGGAGAUGUCGCCCGAUCUCAACGGGUCGCAUAGAGAUAGCCCGCCGCGGUUCAUGCCUUAUGGAGGUCACCGAGACCAUGCUCCUGGGAUGUACGAGGGAAGCUUCCAUCGCCGUGAGGCCAGAAGCAAAACCCUCGUGAUAACCAACCUGCCACAAAAUAUCUCUCCAGACCGGGUAAAAGACGCCAUAUUCCUCGAGGCAAAGAGACACGGGCGCAUUAUCAACCUGUCCCUGCAACCGCGAGGUCCAGACUUCGUGGCCUACCUCACCUACGUGGACCCGGACAAAGCUGAAGCUGCCCGACGAUACCUCGACAGGAUACUCCUGUUCGAUACGAGAAUCGAGGUCUCUAUAGAGCCCCCAUUCCAAGCACCAGGACCGCAUAUACCCGAGCAACAAUUUGCAAGGCGGAAGCAUGAUAGCAGCUCGUUCGAUGACCUUGAUGAUCCCAACGCGACCUGUCGCAUCUCCAUUCUUGGAGCAGACGAGAACGUACAGGAGGUGGAUAUUCUCCCUGCUCUCCGACCGUUCGGCUCGAUUGAAAACAUUCAGAUCCAAAGAAUGAACGGUCAGAAACGAGACGGCCAAGUCUUGCCAGGCUUCAGCGCCCCUUCUAAGGUUGAGUUCUCUAUGGGGCAGCCAAGUCACGAACUUUGGCUGGGAUCCGUUCAUCCCACGGUGACAGAGGCCAUGAUCCGACAGGAGUUGGAUGCUUUCGGCCCUCUCCGAGAUGUCAAGCUGUUGAGAGGGAGCAAGAGUGCGUUCGUCAGCUUCGCCUCUGUAAGGCUUGAACGUCUCCGACUGCCCCAUGUGACCUCUGUCAUUCCCUCCCUUCCCGUUGCCACCUUCACUCUUCUACCCUCCUCUCCUCAGACCCAGGUAGCUGAAGAAGCAGCUCGCUACAUUCGGGGGAGAACUCUUGGAGGUACCGUAUGGCGUGUCAAGGUUGACUUCUGGGAGAGAAAUGUCGAUCGCCCCUUCUUCCGAGGACCCGGUGCCCCGCCCCUCGAGCAGGACAGAGACUUUCACCCUGCGGGAGGCGCCAGACCGCCCAAGUUCCAGCGCGUGCCAGCUCAUGGAGGCGCAGUAGGCGGAGCGGGGGAGGUCACGAUCGUUGUUUCCACGGACCAUCUGCUAAGCGACAAGGUGCUUGCGACUCACUUCCAACAGUUCGGCAAGGUGUCGAAGAUCGAGAAAGAUCCCAAUGGACUGAGAGCUAAGGUCAUGUUUGCCAAGCAAGAGUUCGGGUUGGCAGCAGUGCACUGCGCUCCAGAGAUCCGAGAUCAGAGGAUCUCCCUCGGCAUAGUCAAAGUUGAGCUAGAGACCGAGAACUCAGCUGCAAAUUCCUCGGCAAACUUGUGGAACUAUCCGCCGAGCGUGCCAUCAGUUCCCCCUGCACCUUCAGCUCCUGUCCUCGCUCCUACUCCUAGUCAUCCUCUUGUUCCAGCUACGGUCCCAUCUUCAGCUUCGACUCCUGCCGCUACAGCUCCCUCUCAGUCUCCUGCUCAACCUGAAGCUUCGGCUGCUCCUCCCGUUGGCCAUGUCGCCGCUUCUCAGAAUGUGUCGUACGCUUCUGCUGGAGGGGAGGGAGGUGCAGAAGCAGCAGCAGCAGCAGCAGCCCCUACUUCUUCUUUUCCAUCGUCAGCGAGCUUUUCUGAACGGAGCUCGGAGCUUCCAAAGUCGCAGGGUGAGGUAUCAGGGCUGGAAGCAGAGCCGCCCAGGAGCGAGGAGAGUCACAUCGAAGCUGCUUCAUCCUCUAGCAAUGAUCACGCCAAGGUGCCGGCCUUUGCCUCAGGAGCAGCUCCAAGACCCUCGAACCCUCCCCCCUCGACUCCGACAAGGAAGGAAUCUUCGGAGGAUGCGAGAGAAGAGGGGAGUGGUGGAGCGUCCGCACCUGGAGAGAAGAAGGAAGAAGGGCGAGUGGUCAUGAAGACGCAGUCGGCCUCAGUUAGAAUGCAGGACCUGCUGCAGGGGCAGGGAAAUCCCAUUGUGAAGUUCCUCCCCGACCGGCUCGUCGUAACGCAGAGGAUGCGGCUAGAGACCGAGCAGGUCCAGCUGUUCUCGGACAGGAUCAACGAGUCUCUCAAGAGCAAUUGCUCCUCCAAGCCCUCCUUCGCCAUCUUCCUGAUAAGACCGCCUGAUGAAGAGGAGGAGGCUGAUAGUGCAAACAUCAGAGCACAAUUCUCCAAGAACUUUGUCAGAUAUUUCAUGGAGCGCAAUGCAGCAGGUGUGGUACCCGAUCUGAAGCUAUCCAAGGACAACUCCUUCCUCCUGGGGGUAGUGCUGAGAAGCUAG
Molecule: messenger RNA, 2955 nt
Organism: Guillardia theta CCMP2712
Lineage: Eukaryota; Cryptophyceae; Pyrenomonadales; Geminigeraceae
Exons: 20
Coding region: 1-2955 (984 amino acids)
Molecular function (GO): RNA binding
Source: RefSeq, a predicted model, not a curated record